AUUUUUAGAGUGUAGUGAAUAAUGUGGCAUUCCUCUCUAAGGACAAUUCGGUCUUAGUUGGAAAAGUGAUCCGUUUUCAAAGACCGGAGAUCCAUGACCCAAAACCAUUAUUAGUGAACUCUGUCCUUAGCUCAGGACUGAACAAUACACCUUGUUUGGACAGGUGAUCUUAUUCCUAAUGUGAAGAAAGCUCUGAGUGAGAUAACAGGCUUAGACGUCUUUAGAAACAAAGGCGAUGGAUUUUAAUCUGACAGCAGAAUUCCCAGUUGAUGCCACACAUUAUCCAUUUCAUAGGGAAAAACGCUUUCGCCAAAGACGAGCAUGCUGAUUAUAAAAACUCAUCAAAGCCUUUCCUGAAGGAUUUUUUUUUUUUUUCAUUUAGUCAUGUUGUAUCGCAAAUGAAUGUCAUACAAACACCCAAAUGCUGCAAAUGGACUUGUAAAUGGAUGUCAAUUAUAUGGGCCAAUUAGUGUGAUGUGUUUACUGUGUAAACAGAGGCUGUUUAUUUGCUCUCUCUGCAGAUUUCAACCAAAGCUCUGUUUGUAUUGGGUUUUCUUACUGAAUGUUUCUCAGCUGUGGACCUUUUGAUUCUCCCUUAAUGAUUUAAUAUCCAUCUGUUAAAUCUAAACCUCGUACGCGACUACACAGACAGCAAAGAUAGAGUGUCAAACAGGUCUCGCUGGCGGUUGUACGUGUCUUUGGAAGUGUUUGCAGCUCAGGAAUGGUGCUUUCCCCCCAUUUUCUCACCACACUCCAAUUCCAAAUGUCUUCUUUGUCAUAUUAAUAAGCGAACUCAGAAGCUGAAGAGUGCCCAAACUUGUCUAUGGAAUACUUCAGAAUGACAGGUCUUUCCAUAUACUCCUCCCUGAAUGGAACUGAGGGUUAUUACUCAUUUACUCCUUCAGCCAAGGUGUGGAUUUGGAGGCAUUAGGUGUCACUGUGGAUGUCUCCUGAAGAGUGAUGCUGAAGAAACCUCUCUUUAAUGAAGCAUGGAAUCAACGGUGCCCCAUGAUUGGGUGCUUUCCUGCAAACCCGGCCCUGUUUUACUAGAAUUAGUAGUCAUAGGUGAGUCAUGUGACUCAGGGAGAGGGUGGGACUCGCACCUGAAUCAGCUGAGAAAAGUAGCCUUGACUCUGGAGCUAUGAAGGUCUUCUAAGAAGUUCUCUUCCAACUGGAUCUCUAGUUUGUUCUUCUGCAACCCUCCAAGGCUUAUAAAGUUGACCGUUCAUCAUAGCCUACAUUAGACCGUCUAUUUCUGGAAUUCUCUCUGGACCAGAAGGACCUUCCUGAACCUGGGCCAUGUUUGGCACUGGGCAUUUGGUGUCUCCUCUGUCUUCUGCAGUCUUCCACUCUUCGGCUGCACACUUCUUCCCAGCGUUCCCCAGUAGGUUGAGCUCUCCGCAGAUCCUCAUCCCCGGGCCUCUGCUGAGCUACGAGCUGCUGCGCAGUUACUUGCAGCCUGAACCUUGCAAACAGGCUCUGCUAUUGGCCGCUCAGUCUGCUGGACACCAUGCUGAAAAUAUCGAUGAACCCCGGCCAGUGAAGCAGCGGCGAGCUCGGGCCAACUACAGCAGCUGGCAGCUGGAGGAGCUGGAGAAGGCCUUCGAGAGCACUCACUAUCCAGACGUCUUCAUGAGAGAAGCCCUGGCCCUCAGACUGGACCUGAUUGAGGCCAGAGUGCAGGUGUGGUUCCAAAACCGCAGGGCUAAAAUGCGCAGACAAAUGAAGCUUCAAAGCCAGGCUGGGGAACAGUGCGGCCAGCACGACAGUGACGACAGACAGACCGAGGAGUCGUCCAGCAGGAGCACAGCUCCUGAACUCCACAACAGCAUCAGCCCAUGCUGGGACAGGAAACAGGACAGAGGAAGCCCCACUUGGCCCAAACCCUCCUCAUCAGUUAUUCACAGCCCCAUGAGGGAUCAGGACGGGUCAGAGGUGUCCAGUGCGGAGGACUUCCGCUGUUGUAGCAUUGCCAAACUGAGGGCGAAGGCCAGGGACUAUGAAGCAGAGAUCCACAGCACUGUGGUCAAGGCCAGCAGAGAGAGGCAGAUGAAGACACAGCUCGUGAACAAGAGAAACUAUAGGAGGAAACAUUUGGUGAUCUCAUCGAUGGCCAUCUCUGCUGUCAGCUAUCCUGUUACCCUGUGAGGAAACACAGGAUGCCUGCAAGCUGCCACAAGCCCUCCAUAAACACAAUGGGGACGACUGAAAAAUACCUGCCUUUUCUAACAAAUGCUUUUUAAAGAUUGGAACACACUUUUUUAUGUAUGAAGCAACAAAAUAUGCCAUGGUACUCACAUGGUGAACCUUAAAAGGCCUUUAAUAAAUUGGAUUUAACCAUUAAAACUUUACUUUAAAGUCAAUUAUGCAUUUCGGCUUAACCCUCAU
Pimephales promelas (fathead minnow) is the source of this 2388-nucleotide messenger RNA. RefSeq lists its product as uncharacterized. Gene Ontology annotation, molecular function: DNA-binding transcription factor activity, RNA polymerase II-specific; RNA polymerase II transcription regulatory region sequence-specific DNA binding. The record is from RefSeq and is a predicted model, not a curated record. Gene Ontology annotation, biological process: regulation of transcription by RNA polymerase II. Lineage: Eukaryota; Metazoa; Chordata; Actinopteri; Cypriniformes; Leuciscidae.